This is a messenger RNA of Sclerotinia borealis F-4128, 1566 nucleotides long. The record is from the annotation of a GenBank genome assembly. NCBI's taxonomy places the organism in Eukaryota, Fungi, Ascomycota, Leotiomycetes, Helotiales, Sclerotiniaceae.
AUGAUUUCCAUUCGCAAAUGGGCAAGGAGAAAUAGGACUCCCCUUGCGAUUGGAUUUGGGGUGAUUGGUGUAGGCUAUGUUGCAACUCAAUAUGUACUGGGAAAGAUUUCUGAUGCUCGACAACGUAUGAGUAGUGAUCGUAUAGCUCGAGAGAAUCUCCGGCGUCGAUUCGAGCAGAAUCAAGAAGAUUGCACCUACACCGUCUUAGCCCUCUUGCCUACAGCCACCGAGAAUAUUCUAGCAGAACUGAAAACUGAGAGGAUUACCGAUGAAUUACAACAACAGAAAGCUGCGAAGCAGGCGCGAAAUGGGGAUGGUCGUCCAUCAGAAUUCGGUUCCAGUCCUCCGAGCAUUACCGACGACGAUGGAAGAAGCAUGGCGAGUUUCAGUGAUAGUGGAAUGCAUAUAAGUCAACUCGGAAUACCCUCAGGAUUAGAGUUGGGUAUUGAUGGAGCACAAGAUGGAGGGCAACAAAGAGCACCGCAAGCACAAAAAGUCAAAAGGUCGAAGAUGCAAUUGUGGAACGACCUCAAGAUCAGCUCCAUCACGCGAUCGUUCACUUUGAUAUAUACACUCUCUCUGCUCACACUUCUCACGCGAAUACAGCUCAAUCUUCUAGGACGUCGCAGUUAUCUUUCGAGUGUAGUCUCCCUGGCUACUGGUGGCGUGGAACAAUCGACAAUAAACUUGGAAAAUAAUGAUGAUGAUAAUUCAGAUCAAGCAUAUGGAAACGACUUCGAGACGAAUAGACGGUACCUGACAUUCAGCUGGUGGUUACUUCAUAGAGGCUGGAGGGACGUUAUGUUUAAGGUUGAGGCUGCCGUGAAAGAAGUAUUUAGGGAUACCUCUAUUAGAGAAGAGCUUACAAUGGCCAAGUUCUCCGAGCUAACGCUCGAGGUUCGUAAAAAGGUAGAGGGGGCCACUCCUGAGGACAGACAGGCGACUCGCUGGUUACAGUACCUCUUGCCACCACGAGAUCAAGAGGAUUUCGUCAUUAAAGAAUCUGGCAUGAAAACUAUGGAGCCUGAGAUCCCUCUAUCCUCCCCUGUAUCACCCUUGAGACGACUUCUUGAUGAAACCUCAGAUCUGAUCGACUCUCCGCCAUUCUCCCACGUUCUGACCAUGCUUCUCGAUGCUGGUUUCUCAACUCUUGUUGAACAAAAGAUCGCUCAGCAGAGCUUCAAGAUUCCGUCUCAACUUGAGGAUGCUCGAGUUACGGACGUUACUGAGCCCAAACCGGUAAAACUUCCAUUAAUAUUGGCUGUUCUUACUAGACAGGCUCAUUCUAUUGGAAAUGGUGUGCCAAAUGAAUACCUUCAAGCCAUGGAGCAGAUUAGGGAAUUGGAAGCUUUUGCCGCUGUGGUUUAUUCUAGUCACGAGAACGAGAUAAAUCCGAUUGACGACUUUGGAAGUGCUAUAUUAGUGCCCAAAAAUGGCUUGGGUGAAUCUGAAAUGACCGCCGUUGCUUCUAAUGGCCAGGAUAGUCUCAUGGAUGUGGGGACCACAAGCAGGUUUGAAAGCGCAUGGGGCAAAGCUGUUGACCCUGCAGACAAGGCGACAUCUUAA